Messenger RNA from Brassica rapa (field mustard), 4092 nucleotides. RefSeq names its product elongator complex protein 5. Gene Ontology annotation, cellular component: cytosol; elongator holoenzyme complex; nucleus. Gene Ontology annotation, molecular function: tRNA binding. The record is from RefSeq and is a predicted model, not a curated record. NCBI's taxonomy places the organism in Eukaryota, Viridiplantae, Streptophyta, Magnoliopsida, Brassicales, Brassicaceae. Gene Ontology annotation, biological process: tRNA wobble uridine modification.
AGCCCAAAAAGCCUUUUAAGUUGUAAUCUUGCUCCCUCGCCGCCCUUCUCAUCACCUUUUGAAGUUCCAAGCUUUUCUUUUUCUCAGCAAUGGCGGAUUCGAUUUUCAGAAAGCUAAGAGACGGAGGCGAAGAAGGCGAGCUCGCGCCAGCUCUCACCAUAGAGGAAACUGUAGCUUCCCCUUUCGCCCUCGACGUCUCCUGCUAUCUCCUCGCGAAUCUAUCUUCAUCAAUCCUGGCCGGAAAAUCCAAGUCCGAAGGCCUCGUGCUGGUCACAUUCUCUCGGAGCCCUUCCUUCUAUUUGCAGUUCUUGAAGCAAAAAGGAAUCUUUGUCUCUUCAUCCUCUAAAUGGAUUCGUGUUUUGGAUUGCUACACUGAUCCACUAGGCUGGAUUGAUCAGCCUUCCCCUGGUGUUAUUACUGAAGGUUCAAGUUUAAUUAAGUUACACAAGUGUGUUAGUGACUUGAAGAGGCUUUUCUCUUCAAUCAUUGAAGCUGGAAGAGAGAUGGUUGGAGAUGGGAAGACACGUUUCUCUGUUGCCAUUGAUUCGGUAAGCAAAUCCUCUCUUUGGAGUUUUAGAUAUGAGAUUAAUGAUGAUAUAUAUAUAUAUAUAUAUAUAUAUAUUUGGUUGAAUCAGGUGAAUGAGCUGCUAAGACAUUCAUCCAUGCCAUUAGUUUCUGGUCUUUUAACAGAUCUUCGAAGCCACGCACAAGUUUCCAGUUUGUUUUGGUCGUUGAACACUGACCUUCACCAAGAGAAGGUUACCAAUGCGCUUGAAUAUAUAUCCACCAUGAAAGCCAACUUAGAACCUUUUUGUCCAUCUUCGGAUGGGAAAAGGAAUGCCUUGGAAAACCUCUUUUUGGUUCAUCAGGAUUUUGGUAAAGGACGGUUCCAUAUCCGGUUUAAGCUUAGAAAGGGACGCGUCAGAGUAAUGUCUGAAGAGUAUCAUGUUGAUCAAACGGGCAUAAACUUUUCACCCAUUUCCUCCGUGGAAACUAUUAUUGCAGCCACCAAAAGCCUUAUACCUAAGGUUCAUUUCAAUCUACAGUUGUCUGAGAAAGAACGUUUUGAGAAAGAAAAAGUUGUCCUUCCUUUUGAGCACCAAGAUCAUGGAAAAUCGACAGAGAUUUAUGAUGGGCGGAGAAUGCUUGCGGAUGGCAAGACUGAGGCAACGCCAUUGUCUUCAGGAGAGUUGCAGGCCGAUGUGGUUUCAUCUGGUAAGGGUGGAGAGAUUAUAUAUUUCAGAGAUUCAGACGAUGAGCAUCCAGAUUCUGAUGAGGACCCUGAUGAUGAUUUGGACAUUUAGUUGCUCCUGUAAGAACCAGAGAGUGGGACAGUUUUGGUUUUGGCAAAGUACUUUGGGUUUUAAUCCUGGGAUCUUGAUUGUUAGAUUUAUCCAACUUUGUACACUAGAUAGCAGAUGUGUAACAUUUUAUUGUGUUAUUGUUGAAUUAUCAACACUAAUUUUAGUUUAGAUGCAUCUGAAUUGAAUAAAAAUGAUCUUGUACUAAAUCAAAUAACUUCAGUUGCAAUGGUAAGGGUUUAAUAAUUUAGUUUGGAAAAUGAAUCUGGUUUUUAAAAUUGUUUUGAGGUCACAUUUUUUUAUUAGUUGUCGAGAAAGAAAGUUUGAACCGGUCAAUGAUAUACUUCUCCAGAGCGGAAAGUUAUUGUAACUCUCUUCAAUUCACCAAGUCUCAUCGACUUGCAUAUAAAGAGAGUUUGCAGAGCUAGGCAUUAACUAUAAGAUGGUAACAGAUGUCCUUUGGUCUGUGAUGCGGAAACAAGAGACUAAUGUUCUCCAGUGUGAUAUGGAUAAGUCAAAAAAAUUUAAACACCCAACAAAGGGCUCUAGGCAAUUUCAAAGGACUGUUCAACAUCCCCAUUAGCUAAGAACUCUAAAACUGAAAUUCAAUUUCAGAACAGAGCAGUUCGUGUUCUGUUUUUUUUUUCUUUUCCCUCUUAUAGAUGCUUUGACAAUGGAGCAUGAUUCAGGUACAUGGAAUAACAGUCGUGUUUAUUUACACAAAUAAAGCCACAACAACAGUGGAUGGUGGGCUGAUUCUUAAACGCAUCAUCAUAUGAGCGAACUCAUCAAAGCUUAAAACUCCGUCAGCGUUAAGAACAAAAGCUUUGAUCAUGACAAUGCAAUCAUCACUCGUUCCAGCAUCGUCUUCAACCUUCUUGGAGCAAUGCAAUCUUCUCCUUCAGCGAUAUACAUUCCAUCAUCUUGCUGUUGAUCUGUUCCUCUGUAAACUCAUCAUUCCCUUUGAUUAACUGAGCAAACUCCUCAAAAUCCGACACCCAAACAGUUUAACCGCGGUUUCAGCUUCUUCUUCAGCAGAAAGUUUCUCUCCCAAUGUGUUGAAACUCUUCUUAAGCUCUUCUGGACCGUCUGUGUUUGCAUCCAUGUAAGCAAACACAGAUUUAAGUCUCUUAUACUGUAGUUGUCGUAUUCUUUGAUUGCACAUGCUCAACUCGUGUCUUGAAAUGUUGUAUGUACUUCAUUGGUCCAAUUAUGUAUGACACACAUUCUGCUAGAAACCAUCUAAUGAUAUAUUGAUGAUAUUAGUCUCAAAACUAGAUACUUAUCUCAAGAGUUAGCAUCACCGGAAAUUAUACUAAAUACUUUUUGCCAACUUAGAAGACCUUAAAAAAAAAAAAAAAAAAAAAUAAUAAUAAUUAGAAGACCUUAAAAACAAAGAUAGAAGCUGGCUUUGUUGUUGUUCUUGAUCAGGCUCUCCUGUAUCUGUCAUCUUUUAAUCUUCGCCCUCUUUUGUAUUCUAUCUCUGCAUCAGAGCUUCUGCUUCCGUUUUUUACAGACCACACUCUUGAUAAUAGAGCCUCUUCAUCAGUGUGGAUGCGGUUUCUUGGUUUGUGAUCUAUGAUACAAUUAGCACAAUGAAACAACCAAUGGCAAUGAAUUACUCACCGAGGGGAUUUGAGAUUAAUACGACAACACUCUCACCUUUCUAGCCCUUUGGUGAAUGGAAGUCUUCAGCUUGUGAUUCAAGAUCAGCUUCUGAUCUGGAGCUCGUUCGGCACGGCAAAUUGGCUCCUCUUCUAAGCAACUUUUUUCCAUCGCUUAGUGUAUAAAGCCCUACUACUACAAUAAUGAAUGCCGGAGUACGUUAUUAUGGUUCAUUCUUUUAUAACAGAAACCAUCCCCAAUAAUGAAUGCAACUCGUCCUGAUAAAAGGUAAAGAUAAGUCGAUGAGACUCUUGACUCAUUUCGUGUUGUAGUGAAGCAGUAGGUAUAACUUAAAUACCAGAACUCUAGGCCACGUCCUCUUGUACCAAAACUCCAGGCCACGUCCUGUUUAACAAUCCAAAUAUUUCGUCGGGAAGAGACAGAAUACUAAGAAGCGAUAAAUUGGAAGAAACGUUGUCCAUCAAAUACGCUGCACUGUUGCUACCAAAAAUGAGAUUAAUGAUCGAUCGAUUUAAUAAGUAGAUCAGGCCAUCAGGGAAAUGACAAGAAUUGGAACAUUUCAUAGAAAUUACAAUAAAAAGCAAAUUAGAGCAAAUCUGGGUGGACUCGAACCACCAACCUCUCAACUUCAAAAGAAGAAGAGCGCUCUCCCGUUUUGAGCUUACAGAUCUAUUAUCGAAUCUUGAAAACUCAAAAUGUGCUCAUGGCAAGACAAACAGACUGUUCAUAUACUUAGCAACACGAUCAAGUAACCUUUCACUUGCGGACAGAACAAAAAUUUGAAAAGAUAAAACUACCAUGGGAGAAGAAAUUUUAAACAAUAAUAUCAAUUUUAUUAGUGAAUUAUCGGCAAAAAUAUAUUCACAUCAAAACAAAAUGAAAACAUGGAGUGUAAUAAUGGAUACACUUCGAUAUAUGUUAAGGAAAUUAAUCAAUGUGUACACACAGCAUUUUAAUACCUUCAUUUACAAUAAGCUUUAUAGGAUGAGUCUACAAAGAGCUGUUGUAUUCACACUGCUCCACGCUAUAGCUUCCAAUGUAUUGCUCCACAAGCUAAUAUGAUAUCCCAUUCUCACCCUUCAGCCAUCAAAUUUCGGAUACAUAAUCUUGUGAUGUUCUCUAACUAUAUAAAUCAAACAGAUACUUAUAAACUUAGAAAUAUAAA